AGAUCAUGCACAUGUAUCAGCUGAGUCGCGUCUUUCCAGCUGUUUUAUGACCGGUGAUUGAGCGACAUCCAGUCCUUUGAACGUAAUGCUUGCGAUCACGAUCUUGAACGUAGAUCGCCAAGUGCGCCAAGAUGUUGUCUUCUUGAUAAGAGCUGGGAAUAACCGAAAGAGGCAUGUCGGUGGAGACAGCUGGACUGCUGAACUCGGAUAAGCCCAGUUUUCACCCACGAUGCUUGGGGUUAUAAGUGAUGAUGCUUCCUUCCCGUCAUCCAACCUCGCAACCACGCCUUGCUUCAACAUGCGGAGCUUCCUUACGGUGCUUGCGCUUUCAUUCGCGGUUCAACUGGCUUUCGCGCAAACGAACUUCACUGGCGAUAUCCUACAUGGUGCACAGGUCAUAACUCAUUUGUCACUUGAGGAUGUACCAUCCAACGCCGUCACACGUUACUAUCUGCGUGUUCCCAGUGUGAGUGGUGGGUGGGAUAUGCAACUCCCAGUGUUCGUCGCCCGCGGAGGCCCAGAAACUUUGAAGACGGGCAAGAAGCUCUCUAUAUCCGCGUCGAUUCAUGGUGAUGAGUUGAGUCCUGUACGUGUUGCACAAGAGCUACUUGUACGGCUCGAGGAAAUAGUCCCACAUCUCAAUGGCACAGUCAUCGGAAUACCAACAGUAAAUCCAACUGGGAAUUACCUGAGUCAACGCAACUACUACACAGCCUCAGGCUCUGGUACUUUGACCAAUGUCAAUCGUGUAUUCCCAGGCGAGGAUCCGGAUGAAGGGUCGAGUGGUCCAGAUGGACUUGCAUUCAUUAUCUGGAACAAUCUCUGGGGCAAUACCUCCAGUGUCGAUGUAGCUGUCGACAUACAUACUUCAAGCACAGGCUCGUCUGCGCCAAUGUGGGUUUACAGUGAUGUCCGCGCUCCAUAUGUGCAGCGCAUGGCAGAGCUGGCCCAGCCCGAUGUUUUAAAGAUCGAUCAAGGAGAACCUGGCAGUAUUGAGACCACAUUUGUCGAGUACGGUGUGCCUGCGAUUACUCUGGAGCUCGGGGCAGCGAAGGUGUGGUACAAGCCCUUUAUCAAGCGAGCCGGCGACUUCAUCGAUCGUCUGAUGGUUGAUUUGAAUAUGCUUCCCGGUAACGGGACUACACCUUAUGUUGCAGACCUAAGCAAGACGUACAUUGGCAACGUCUUUCAUUCUCUGCCCAGCAAGUAUGGUGGAUUCGUCGAAACUUUAGUACAACUCAUGGACGAUGUCGUAGCAGGGCAGGAAGUGGCGAUCGUACGCAAUGCUUGGGGAGAUGUUUUGGAAACAGUGACUGCUCCCGUCAACGGGAAGAUAUUUCAGAUCCCGAGCGAUCCAGCCACUGAGCCAGGGAGGGAUGUAGCUCAAUUGGUUUACAACAGCACAACGAUUCCCGAUUGCGAGGCUGGCUGUAUCGUGUCCUCUAGAGACGCAAUAGUUCGAUGAACGAUGUUAUACAAGUAAUGCCUGCACAACAUUACCGUUAAAGCAAUUGGAUCAAGAGAUUGGGUUCCCAUGACAUGCAUAUACGAUGCGACUGGCUUACGCAUUGUGAAUCCGGACAUUUUAUGGAAAAGUCAGUACUACCUAUCAGGUAGACAAAGAUGCGGUUUAUAUCAAGACUCUACUUCCAAUGCUGUC
Molecule: messenger RNA, 1660 nt
Organism: Pseudovirgaria hyperparasitica
Lineage: Eukaryota; Fungi; Ascomycota; Dothideomycetes; Acrospermales; Acrospermaceae
Exons: 2
Coding region: 230-1465 (411 amino acids)
Molecular function (GO): hydrolase activity, acting on ester bonds
Source: RefSeq, a predicted model, not a curated record